AUGUUUACUCAAUUAGAAGAUCUUCCAAAUGAAUUAUUAAUCGAUACUUUCGGAUAUUUCGAUAUUCGAGAAUUGUUUUAUAGUUUUUGGAAACUUAAUAAACGAUUUAAACAACUUAUACGAUCACUUCAAAAUCUUUCUCUUACUCUUGAGAAAGAUGAACCAAAAUUGAUUUCAUUAUUUGCUUGCCAAAUUCGUCAAUUAGUUGUCAAUACUCGACAAGAUAUUAAUUUCAAUCAAUUUCCUCGUUUAUAUUCACUUGUUUUGCAUCAAAUGACUCCAAAUCAAUGGAAACAACUUGGAUCAGCAUUUCUACCUCAUCUAACUUAUCUUUCAACAUCAUGCAUAACUGAAUAUUCAUACGAAGGUCUAUUACUUCAUAUUCGUAUAUUAUUUUCCAAUCAACUGCCAACACUUCGUCAUCUAAAUCUAGGUUUCAUUCAUGCACCAGUUUUUCGAUGGACUGAAUCAUCUUCUCUUUAUUCUAUAUCUGUCCGUUCUAAUGAUCCAACUGUCGUACCUUAUAUUCUCACUUCAUGUCAUAAUCUGUAUUAUCUUGACGUUAGUUUCUUACCGGAUACAGUCGAAAAUUGUAAAAAUCAAUCAGUAAUUACAAAUCAUCCUCUGAAACAAUUUAUUCUCUCAGAUUCUUAUCAUAAAUUAUCAUUUGAAAUUGUUGAUAUUUUUCUUUCAUCUAUUCCAAAUGUUAAACGAAUUAAAUUAAGUUUUCAAUGUAAUGUUCCAUUUAUUGAUUUUGUUCAAUGUCUUUCAAAUCGAUUACGUUAUUUACGUCGAUUUGAUUGUGAAAUUGAUGAUAUAUCAGAUGAUGAAACGACGACUAUUGAAAUAAUACGACAAAUUCAUCCAUGUUUUAAUCGUAUUCAAUUAGAUAGAGGUUUGCAUGGAUUUCGAACAUUUCGAACGUACUAA
Molecule: messenger RNA, 930 nt
Organism: Rotaria sp. Silwood1
Lineage: Eukaryota; Metazoa; Rotifera; Eurotatoria; Philodinida; Philodinidae
Source: the annotation of a GenBank genome assembly